UCCCAUUCGGCUGAGGGCAGAGCGAGCGACGGAAGGCGGCUGACGGGGAUUCGCAAAAAAUUACAAAUUUUUAUUAAAAAAUCCGCGAUAAUUUAAUCGUCAACUCCCAUUGUCACAUUCGCCAUUUCUCCUCCUCCCUCCUGUCUGUUUCUUGUUCGGCGAGAUGGCGCUCAGCGAUGCGGACGUUCAGAAGCAGAUAAAGCACAUGAUGGCUUUCAUCGAGCAAGAGGCCAACGAGAAAGCGGAGGAGAUCGACGCUAAGGCGGAGGAGGAGUUCAACAUUGAGAAGGGCCGCCUGGUGCAGACUCAGCGCCUCAAGAUCAUGGAGCACUACGAGAAGAAGGAGAAGCAGAUCGACCAGCAGAAGAAGAUACAGAUGUCCAACCUGAUGAACCAGGCCCGGCUCAAGGUGCUCCGAGCUCGCGAGGACCUCGUGCAGGAGCUGCUGAGCGAGGGGCGGCGUCGGCAGGCGGAGGUCACCAAGAACCAAGCGCGCUACCAGGCACUGCUGGACGGUCUCCUGCUGCAGGGUCUGUACCAGCUGCUGGAGCCCGUGGUGAUUAUCCGGUGCCGUAAGGUGGACGUGGCCAUGGUUAAGGCUGCGGUGCAGACGGUGCUGCCCACGUACCGCGACGUCACCAAGAAAGAUCUGGACGCUCGCGUGGACGAGACGGUCUUCCUGCCUCUUGAAGUGUCUGGGGGAGUGGAGGUGUACAGUCAGGAUGGGAAGAUUAAGUGCUCCAACACCCUGGAGAGUCGGCUGGAACUCAUGGCUCAGCAGAUGUUGCCAGAGAUCCGGGUCUCCCUCUUUGGAUCAAACCCCAACCGCAAGUUCCUGGACUGAGCAGCGCCUUCCCCUCCUGGAGGGAGCCCCAAAUCUCCCCACGCCCCAAAUCUCCCCACGCCCCAAAUCUCCCCACGCCCCAAAUCUCCCCACGCCCCAAAUCUCCCCACUCUCCAAAUCUCCCCACCCCUCAAAUCUCCCCACCCCCCAAAUCUCCCCACCCCCCAAAUCUCCCCGCUCUCCAAAUCUCCCCACUCUCCAAAUCUCCCCACUCUCCCUCCCCCAUUCCCCUACCCUACCUCCCUCCCUCUCCCCCUCUCUCUCUACCCCCUCUCCAUCCUCCCUCCCUCCCCCCCCACCACCAACACCCAGAGGAGUCGACUCAUUGAGGGUCACGUGAUUGUGAACCAGAGACUUGAGACAGAGAGAGGAUGAGGGUUGCCCCUGUGUGUGUGUGUACGUGUGUGUGUACGUGUGUGUGUACGUGUGUAAGCGUGUGUGUACGUGUGUGUGUACGUGUGUGUACGUGAGUGUGUGUGUGUACGUGUGCGUGUGUACGUGAGUGUGCAUGUGCGCAUGUACAAGUGUGUGUGUACGUGUGCAUGUACGUGUAUGUACGUGUAUGUACGUGUGUGUGCGUGUGUACGUGAGUGUGUGUGCAUGUGUGCGUGUACGUGUGUGUACGUGUGUGUGUGCGUGCGUACGUGUGUGUGCGUUUGAACUUCUUUCGCACCACCACCGUAACGUAGCCAACAGCGCUAAUCGCAGGUGCGGACGGGUGACAGGACGACAAACUAAACACACAACAACAACAAGCAGCUCUAACAAAAUGAGUUUUCAAUCUACAAGCUUUUAUAUUGAUGGUGUAAUGGUGGUGGUGGUCGUGAUGAUGCUGUUCAAUGGAGCAAAGUGCGUCUCUCCAUGUCUCUGUCUCCCCAUCUCUCUCCGUCUCUCUGCGUCGAUCUGCGUCUCACCGUCUCUGUCUCUCUGCGUCUCAGUGUCCCCUGCGUGUUCGUCAAUGGUAGUAGAAGUGGUAUCCUUGGAGUCGUUCCGUGCAUUUCACAAUCGUGGAGGACUAGCAGUGUGUACGUGUGUGUGUUGGUGUUGAACUUCUCAUGCACCGUACGUAGCCAACCGUGCUAAUUGGAGGUGCCGGGAACGGAAGGACAACAAACUAAACACAACAAGCCGGUUCUAAAACUAAUACAUUUUCAAUCUACAUUUAAAAGUGCAAUCCAGCCUGGUUAAACUCAGGAUGGAGCGCAAGUCCACUCAGCUCCACAUCCUUCUAUACCACAUCAAUCCAUCUUUUCUCCAGCUCGUGCCGCGCCCGUUUAGCCCCCUCGAUCCGGCCGAACAAAAGCUGUUUAGGCAUGCGGUGGCUGGGCAUGUGGGCUACAUGACCCAGCCAACACAGCCUUGCCUGCCGGAGGAGCUCACCCAUGGGACUUUGUCCAGAUCUUUCAAGGAUUUGUGAGCUCCUCACAAAAUCCAGCCUGCAGGUUAAACCCAAGAUGGAUCAUCAACGGCAGGGCCAGCCUCAAUGUUUCUUACCGACGCAGAUGUUCUAUAAGAGGGGUCCACGUUUCGCAAGCGUAGAGAAGUGAGGGCGGGCAUUACUGUGGCCGAGAAAGACCCGGAGCUUCAUGUGUGGAGCGACAGCCAAGUAGCUUCCACACAGCAGCAGCAGCAGCAUUAGGCAGCCGACAGAGGUCACAACCGGGUACCCGAUACCUGUACCCUACCCGAUACCCGGCUACCCGUACCCGGCCAGGUACGGGUACCCGUUUGCGACCCUGGUGCGGCCGGGUACGGGUAAGGAAUCAAAACCCGUUUGCGACCUCUGGCAGCCGAUGAAAAGUUAUUGCCGCCCGACUGAUUCGGCACGAUAUGCAGAGGUAGGGUCGCCGCCAUUGUGCAGCGCUUUCAGAUGCGCUUCUGCGGCCGUCUGGAACGCUCGUCCGAUAUUGGGAAGCAACUGGGAUCUGUGACGCACUUUUACAUAAUCAUCUAGAUUGAAAACUCAUUACAUUAGUUUAUUGCGCUACUUCCGAUUAGCACGGUUGGCUACGUACGGUGGCGCGAAAGAAGUUCAACGUACAGGGACACUCCUACUUACGGAACGAGUUCGGUUCUAGAGGUGUGUUCGUAAGUCUAUUUGUUCGUAAGUCCAACUUUACUCAAGUUGACUCCAAACAUGUUGUUCGGCGUGUACGCUAAACACAGGGAAUGGAUUUGAAAGUUGCAUAAUUUCCUGUAGAUGUCGAUGCCACUGCUUCUUCGUGAUCUGCAGAUGUGAAUGCCACUGGUUCUUCACGUUCUGCAGAUGUAGAUGCCACUGGUUCUUCGUGAUCUGCAGAUGUGAAUGCCGCAGGUUCUGCAUGUUCUGUAGAUGUGAAUGCCACUGGUUCAUCAUGUUCUGCAGAAGUAGAUGCCACUGGUCCUUCACGUUCUGCAGAUGUAGAUGCCACUGGUUCAUCAUGUUCUGCAGAUGUAGAUGCCACUGGGUCUUCACGUUCUGCAGAUGUAGAUACCACUGGUUCUUCAUGUUCUGCAGAUGUAGAUGCCACUGGUUCUUCACGUUCUGCAGAUGUAGAUGCCACUGGUUCAUGUUCUGCAGGUGGAGAUGCCGCUGCUUUUUCGUGAUCUGCAGAUGUGGAUGCCACUGGUUCUGCACGUUCUGUAGAUGUGAAUGUCAAUGGUUCUUCACGUUAUGUAGAUGCCACUGGUUCUUCAUGUUCUGCAGAUCGAGAUACCACCACUGCCGCCGCCAUCUAUUUCGCGGGACGGUUGAACUUAUUACUCUGAGACAGAACAGGCAACUGGACAUACGGACAGAUUUGUCCGUAUCUCUGAAAGUUCGCAAGUCGAAUCUUUGUAAGUAGAAGAGUCCUGUUCUCCGGUCACGCGGCAUUAGUAGUGGUUGCUUUCCUGAAGAACACCGCGUAAUGGAUAAAUCGCGUGAUAAUAAAUAAUAUAUACAAGAUUGGGGGGGGUUAAAGCAGGAUCCGCGAUAACACGCGCGAGAGAGAUGUCUAACGCAGAGGCCGGACAAACACCGAGGUGCGUGGUGGGUAGCAUCUCGAAGCAGCCCCAGCAGCAGCAAUAUCCCAAUGCUCUGUUUGACGAUGACGAUCCUACGCCGAGGGGGGAACCAUUCCGUACACACUGCUUCGUUCUCCUCGCCUCGGCGCUAAGCAGAGGUCGCAACCGGGUACGCGAUACCCGUACCCGGCCAGGUACAGGUACCCGUUUGCGACCCUGGUGCGGCCGGGUACGGGUAAGGAAUCAAAACCCGUUUGCGACCUCUGCCGCUAAGCUCCUUUCGACUCGAUCGCGUUGUGCCAUCGAUUGUUGCCCGUGAAAGCGACGCGUUCCGGGAGAGCGUGGACUGCCCGUACGGGAAGUCGUGGCGAGGGAAUUGGCGUUGAGAGUUGUGAGGGGGGUAGGGUGGUAGUGCUGGUAGGAACCUCCUGGUUACACCAGCACACACGGGAUUAUUGUGUCCGUCCGUCGUGCAUCCAAAAAUGGGAGGGGUGGGGCUGGGUGAAGAGGGGAGGGUGGGAGGGGUGGGGCUGGGUGGGGAGGGGCUGGUCACCCCGUGGUGCCCUUAUAAAACUCAACGUUUAACCUACUCACGCCGGCUUGUGCCCGCCCUCAGUCGGGCAUAUUUGCGGAAUACACCACGCCGCCAUUGACCCUGGCCAUUGACCGAGCAACCCAACGUUCCUACCAGCUCCCUCCGCAGCAGGAAUGUGUUGUUAAUGAGGGUUCCGUGAUAACCUAUGCUGGGCUCACUGUAAUUCCACUGUCGUGUUGUCGAGUGUAAGACGACGUUGUCGUUGUUGUCGUGUCGUGAAAUAAAGAACACAUUGAUCGCA
Molecule: messenger RNA, 4665 nt
Organism: Lethenteron reissneri (Far Eastern brook lamprey)
Lineage: Eukaryota; Metazoa; Chordata; Hyperoartia; Petromyzontiformes; Petromyzontidae
Product: V-type proton ATPase subunit E 1-like
Biological process (GO): proton transmembrane transport
Cellular component (GO): proton-transporting two-sector ATPase complex, catalytic domain
Molecular function (GO): proton-transporting ATPase activity, rotational mechanism
Source: RefSeq, a predicted model, not a curated record